GUAUAUGCACAUAUGUUCUCUUACAUAGCUGCCCAUCAAUCUAUACAGCUACCCCCAGCGUGGUCUUGUAACCGUUGUAUGAGCUAUCGUUUCUGACGGAUUGGAUCCCCACCGCUCGAACCUUCGAAACAUCUGCUUCGUUCCUUCUUGUGUCUACCAGAAGACCUACUUUGUCGCGGACUAAACAUCCGUCCACUGAAGCAUUGGGCGUUGGAAGAUCUCAGAAUCAAGCAGAUUGUGUGAUUCGCACCUUUUCGCUAAUGCCCGAGAAAGACCAAACCACAAACGGAGAUUACGAAUAUAUCCACUAUCAUACAUUCGAAGCAGUCGAUCAUGACAGAUCUAUGUCUUGGGAAGCUGGUGAUGGCAUGGUACAUGUUGGUGUGAAGGUCAUGAAACCGCAGAAGACCGAUAUAGAUGCACGCGACGUUACUCUUCUUGAAGGGCAAAGUGUGAUCGUUUACGAGAUGAAGUUCAGAUUGGCCAAAAAGGCUGCUACUUAGGAAACGCUCUCGACCAUAUUUCAGUACCCUUUUCGAAACUGAUCAAUAUUGCCAGUC
Messenger RNA from Pyrenophora tritici-repentis Pt-1C-BFP, 560 nucleotides. NCBI's taxonomy places the organism in Eukaryota, Fungi, Ascomycota, Dothideomycetes, Pleosporales, Pleosporaceae. The record is from RefSeq and is a predicted model, not a curated record.